AUUCUGCAAACCUGGGGACAACACACAAGAAUCCAGGACAGACACAACAUGGCGGAAGCGGAGGACAGCGACUCAACUUCGGGUGGAAUCUUCCAGGAGAUAUUCACGUCCCCUCUCAACCUGACCCUGCUCAGCCUAUGUCUAUACCUGCUCUACAAGAUCUUCCGUGGGGAUAAACCCCCGGAGGUGGACGAGGGCGAGCAGCCGCUGGUCAAACUGAAGAAGAGAGACUUAACCCUGGCGGAGUUGAAGCUCUACGACGGAGUGCAGGACCCCAGGAUCCUCAUGGCCAUCAACGGCAAAGUGUUCGACGUGACCCGGGGGAAGAAGUUCUACGGGCCAGAGGGGCCGUACGGAGUGUUUGCGGGUCGAGAUGCAUCCCGAGGCCUGGCCACUUUCUGCCUGGAGGAAGACGCCCUGAAGGAGCAAAACGACGACUUGUCCGACCUGACGCCGGCACAGCAGGAGAGCCUCUCUGAGUGGGAGACGCAGUUCACAUUUAAAUACGACUACGUGGGCAAGCUUCUGAAGGAGGGCGAGGAGCCCACAGAGUACACGGACGACGAGGAAGCAAAGGACAAGAAAUCCGACUAAAGAAUGGAGGAAUGUGGCGGCGGCCUUAAUGUUCUACCUUCUGUCUUGUACACUUGAAGGUGACAUAUACUGCCUGGCAUUUCUGCUGCUGUGUAACCUUGUCAACUUUUUUUAUAUAAAUGUACUAAUGGAGCUCCUGGUGAAAGGCCACGUGGUCCCAUGACUGACCUAAUACUUCCUGCAAAGGGACCAAUCAGAGGCUCGGUGAGACAUUUCAGGAAGAAGAUGACUUCAUAGCAGGGGUCUCAAACUCGCAGCACUUUUUCUUCUUUUUUUUUAGGUGUCGUGCAGGGCUGUCCAAAUGUCUUAAUGGCCCGCGGCACGUUCAAAAUAAAAAAAACAUUAAAAAGUGGAAUAAAAGAGCACACAGGUGAAAUGUUGACUAAUAACACAAAGAUUUACAUUUUCGUCUUAAAACUGUUAUUGCUCAAAAAUAAAUAAUGAAUCCAAAUCAGUUUUGGUAUUAACUUUGAAAUAUUUUGGGGGUAUUUUCUGAUUUUGACAUUAAAAACAAUUACGUUUCCUAUGAUAAAGAUAAGAUAAACAAACAAAAAAUGUCUUGUAUUCAACCGAUUUGAAGUUAAUCUAGAAAAUGUAAGCGUUAAAGGUGGAAAAAAAUUAAAUAAUGUAUGACUUAUUUUUAAUACUUUAAGAUCCCUGAGAAUUUAGUCAUUGCUCAAAAAUUAAUAUUAAAUCAAAAUCAAUGUUAUGAAUUAUUGACCUAUUUACUUCACAUCUAAUAUUCUACUGUGAAGUAUUUUUUGGGGAAAAUAUUGCAGAUUUUGAGUUUUUGCCAUAAAAAACUUUAAAUUUUCUAUGACAAAAACGGCAUAAGAUAAACAUACAAAAAAUAACUUGUAGUAAUCGACAAAUUGGAAGUUUAUUUAGAAAAUGUAAGCAUUGAAGGUAAAAAAAAUAAUGUAUAACUUAUUUUUAAUACUUUUAAGAUCCCUGGGGAAUUAAGUGGGAUUUUUGUCUAAACUGGCAUUGCUCAAAAAUAGUAUGAAAUCAAAAUCAAUGUUAUGAAUUAUUGACCUAUUUACUUCACAUCUAAUAUUCUACAGUGAAGUAUUUUUUGGGGAAAAUAUUGCACAUUUUGUGUUUUUGCCUUAAAAAACUUUAGAUUUUCCAUGACAAAAACGGCAUAAGAUAAACAUACAAAAAAUAACUUGUAGUAAUCGACAAAUCGGAAGUUUAUUUAGAAAAUGUAAGCUUUAAAGGUAAAAAAAAAAGACUUAUUUUUAAUACUUUUAAGAUCCCUGGGGAAUUAAGUGGGAUUUUUGUCUAAACUGGCAUUGCUCAAAAAUAGUAUUAAAUCAAAAUCAAUGUUAUGAGUUAUUGACCUAUUUACUUCACAUCUAAUAUUCUACUGUGAAGUAUUUUUGGGGGAAAAUAUUGCAGAUUUUGUGUUUUUGCCUUAAAAAACUUUACAUUUUCUAUGACAAAAACGGCAUAAGAUAAACAAACAAAAAAUAACUUGUAGUAAUCGACACAUCUGAAGUUUAUUUAGAAAAUGUAAGCGUUAAAGGUAAAAAAAUAAUGUAUGACUUAUUUUUAAUACUUUUAAGAUCCCUGGGGAAUUAAGUGGGAUUUUUGUCUAAACUGGCAUUGCUCAAAAAUAAUAAUAAAUUAAAAUCAAUGUUAUGAAUUAUUGACCUAUUCACAUCUAAUGUUCCACUUUAAAUUAUUUUUUUGGGGGUGGAAAUGUUGCAGAAUUUGUUUUUUUGCCAUAAAAAAAUGUACAUUUUCUAUGACGAAAAUGGCAUAAAAUACACAAAAUUAUAUAAUAAAAACGUAUAAUCGACAGAGAUAGAUCUGAAGUUGAUCUUGAGAUUUAGGCUUUAAAAGUGGAAAAAAUAAAAAUGUAUGAGUUUUUUUUUUACUUUUAUGAAUGGGGCCCUUUUAGAUCCCAGAGAAUUUUAGUGGGAGAAUUUUUUUAAAUUGUCCUUUUUCAAAAAUGUAUAAUUAAUCGGAAUCAGUUUUGGUAUUAACAUUAAUAUAUAUUUUUUGGGGGAAAAUAUUGCCUAUUUUGUGUAUUUUGCCAUAAAAAAAUUAAGUUUUCUAUGACAAAAUCGGCGUAAGAUAAGCAAAGAAACAAAAAGCCAAUUUAUAAUCGACAUACAGAUCUGAAGUUAAUCUAGAAAAUGUAAGCGUUAAAGGUAGAAUAAUUUUUUUUUAUGUAUGACUUAUUUUUAAUGCUUUUAGAUCCCUAAGAAAUUUAGUGGGAUUUUUUACUUUUUUUUACUUUCACUGUUGAAAAAGUUCUAAAUCAAUGUUAUGACUUAUUGACCAAUUACUUCACAUCAAAUAUUCUACUUUGAAGUAUUUUUUUGGGGGGAAAUAUUGCAUAUUUAUUUUUUUCCAUUAAAAAAAAUGUGAUUUCUAGGACAAAAACACCACAAAAUAAACAAAAUUAUAAUUAAACGAAUAAUCGACGGAUAGAGAUAGAUCUGAAGUUGAUCUAGAGAUUUAGGUGUUAAAAGUGAAAAAAUAAAAAAGGUAUGAUUUCUUUUUUUAACACUUAAGAGUGGGACACUUUUGGAUCCCUGAGAAUUUUAGUGUUUUUUUUUGGUGUUUUUUUUAACU
Entelurus aequoreus (snake pipefish) is the source of this 3180-nucleotide messenger RNA. RefSeq names its product progesterone receptor membrane component 1 (gene pgrmc1). Gene Ontology annotation, cellular component: endomembrane system; membrane. Bases 49 to 594 code for a protein of 181 amino acids. The transcript has 3 exons. The record is from RefSeq and is a predicted model, not a curated record. Lineage: Eukaryota; Metazoa; Chordata; Actinopteri; Syngnathiformes; Syngnathidae.